This is a messenger RNA of Entrophospora sp. SA101, 1263 nucleotides long. NCBI's taxonomy places the organism in Eukaryota, Fungi, Glomeromycota, Glomeromycetes, Entrophosporales, Entrophosporaceae. The record is from the annotation of a GenBank genome assembly.
AUGGUUUCAAUUAAUGCCUUUUUUACACAGAAUUUCAAGGAACGUUUAAUUGACUAUGAUCCUGCCGAAGAAGAAGAAGAAAAAGAAUCUGACAACUUGAAUGAAGAAACUGAUGAUUCAGAUGAAGAAGAUAUUGCAGAUAUUAUAGAUGUCAAUGAAAAGACUUUUGGUGAUUGGAUAGACAGACAUGAUAAACAGGGAUGGUCUUUAAAUAAUGGUGAUAAAGUUAGAGAUGUCUUGUUGAAAAUGACAUAUGAAAUUGCUGAAAAUGCCAAGAAAUUAACUAAAAUGGAUGGAAAGACUUUGAGUGUUAUAAGGCUUGGACUUUCGUCUAUAAUUGAUCUGUCUUCUGAAUUCGAGGGAGGAAUGCAUACUUGGUUUGGUCAAGAUUGGAAGGAUUUAAAAAAAAAGGUUUCAAAUCAUAUAAAUUUAAAAAUAAAAAAAUUUGAAGGAGAGAUUUUAUCUGAUAUCAUCAAAGUAGAAGAAUUUUGUGCCAUGUACAGAUAUUGGGAUGCACGUAUAUACUUGUUGGAUAGACUAAAAGAACGACCUAGUGAUGAUAAACAUCGGCAAGUUGUAAAGAUAUACUAUUUGAUAAUUGACAUGCUUUUAGAAAAUCCUCAUACUUUUGUUGAUAAAGAAGGAGAAAAUAAACAAUUAACGGAACUUGAAUAUAUCAUGAAGAUGACGAGUCCCAUUUUAGAUAUAAUUUUUUCAAAUAAUCAUAAUAUUAUUGAUUUGAAAUGGGGUGAAACAGUUUCCAAAGCCACCAAAAGUCGUAAAAUUGAUUUAAGAGUGUUAACUGUUGACAGCAUAGAAUUGUCACAUUCGGAGUGUGCACGUGCUGCAACAACAAUAAAAAUAAUAAAAGAUAGAAGUAAGUGUUUAAGAACAAAUAAAUGUAUUUUGGAUCAAUACCUUAUGCAUGAUCUUUCUGAGGAUGCCGUAAAAGAUUCUACAUUUUUUGGAUUGCAAUUAGCAGGUUUACAUGGACAACUUUUUGGAAUUGAUCUACUUGAUAGAGGAUUAUAUUUUGGUUUUGAUGGGCCCAUAUUUAGAUUUCCUGCGCAAUUAAUUAACAUUAAGGAAUUAAAGAAUUCACUUGAAGAUAAUAUCAUCAAAAAAGCUAACUAUGUGUCCUAUGAUAAUAACAAUAUUACAAGAAUACUCCAUUCGGGAAUAACUGUAAAACCUAAACAUUUCAAAGUUGAUUAUAUUGUGAAAACUUAUCUUACACCAAAAAAGAAUAUUUUAAAAAAUGAG